Molecule: messenger RNA, 5485 nt
Organism: Alosa alosa (allis shad)
Lineage: Eukaryota; Metazoa; Chordata; Actinopteri; Clupeiformes; Clupeidae
Gene: kank2
Product: KN motif and ankyrin repeat domains 2
Exons: 11
Coding region: 1-3444 (1147 amino acids)
Biological process (GO): negative regulation of vitamin D receptor signaling pathway; negative regulation of G1/S transition of mitotic cell cycle; negative regulation of actin filament polymerization
Cellular component (GO): cytoplasm
Molecular function (GO): protein binding
Source: RefSeq, a predicted model, not a curated record
AUGUCUAAGGACGUUCUCAAGGAAAGCAUAAUCCAGUCCUUGAGGACGUCCCUGGGAACAGUCACUAAAGAUGGGCUGGCCCUCUGUGGCUCUGGGCUCCCGCCUGUAUCUCUGCAUCUCUCGGACGGGACGCCUGGGUCACGGCCCUACCGUCUGGACCUGGACUUCCUCAAAUACGUCAACGACAUUGAGAAGGGCCACGAUCAAGCCGCCCGGUCCAGGCCCGGCCCGGCCCUCGGCCCCUGCCCGUCGCUGACUUCGGGCACCGGCUCCUGGUGGACCUCCACCGAGUCGCUGUGCUCCAACGCUAGCAUGGACAGUCGACACUCCUCCUUCUCCUACUGCGCGCCGGGCUACCACCACCCGCACCACGGAGGAUCGGCCGCCACCUCCUCAUUGCAGCGUCCGAGCUUCAGCGCCGCCCGCGUGGAGAAGACCCUGCUGGACGCCCGGCGCAAGCUGGAGGAGGAGAAGGAGGGCCGGCGCUUCACCAACCUGGGCAGCAUGCACAGCAGCGUGGCAGGCUCCACCACCUCCCUCUCCAGCGCCCACAGCUACAACCGCGCCCACGGUGGAGGAGCUGGAGGAGGAGGAGGAGGAGGAGGAGGAGGAGGCUCCUACACACCCAUGAGCUCGGGGCUGUCCACGCCGGUGUCGCCCACCCCGGCGCACUUGCAGCACGUGCGGGAGCAGAUGGCGGCGGCGCUGCGCAAGAUCCGCGAGCUGGAGGAGCAGGUGAAGACCAUCCCCGUGCUCCAGGUCAAGAUCUCCGUGCUGCAGGAGGAGAAGCGGCAGCUCAGCGUCCAGCUCAAGAGCCAGAAGUUCCUGGGCCACACGCUGGGCUUCGGCGGGAGCGGGAGGAGCGGCCGGCCACGCGGCGAGCUCUACAUCGACAUCCCCGAGGAGGACGCCGCCGCCGCCGCCACCACGACGGCGACGACAACAGCGGCGGCGGAAGGCGCCGGGGGAAUGACGCCGACGACGCCAGGCACCGGCGGUGGCAGCAGGGCGGGCGGGGGAUUGUCCCCCACGGCGGCCGACGGCUCGCGGCAGGACUCGGGCUGCGAGAUCGAGGACACGGUGAUCGUGGGCGGCGCGCGGCCCGGAGCUCGCCGGGAGGUGCGCACCGUCGGCGUGGGGCCCGAGGACGAGCGGGACGAGAGGGAGAAGCACUACCGGCAGGUGGGCGUGGGCGUGCGCGAGCAGGACCUGGGGCUGCCGCCCGAGACCGAGUCGCUCAAGAGCCAGGUAGGCCGCCUGGAGGCGCAGCUGCAGAAAGCCAUGCAGGAGCUCCAGAGCGCCCAGGAGCAGGCCGAGGCUGCCCAGAGGGCCAGACAGGCCCAGCCUAAGGCCGAGCACCCGGUCCGGGCCACCAGCCUGGGCUGGCAGGAGCAGCAGCAGCAGCCGCAGGGCGGCGGAAGGAGCUCCAGUCUGCAGACGGUGGUCAGCUUUACCCAGCAGCCCCAGCAGCGCGAGCAGAGGACCGUGGGCAUCCAGGUGUACACGCUGGAGCAGCCCAUGCUGGUGAGGGCGCAAGCAGGCCCCUCCAUCGCCAGCGCACCCUCCGGGGCCCUCCUGGAAGGCCCGCUCAGGGGCCAGGCAGAGGCUCUCAGCACAGAGGAAGGACCUCGAGAGCUGCCCAUCGCAAUCAGCUCCAAGCAAGUGAGAGAGGUCCUUUUGAGGAGUGAAGUGUCCUCUUCAGUGCCUGUCACCAGCCCUGUGAUUGUCAUGGAAACCAAGUGCCAUCAGGUGACCCCUUUGAAUGCGGGGUCGAAUGAAGGAGAGGGUGGUCAGCACACAGUUGUGGAGGACCUCCAGUCACAGGAGCCUACAAAGCUAGCUUCUCCCCAGUCAGCUUUGAGGUCCAUUAUGAAGCGGAAAGCAGAUGGAGAACCUGGCUCUCCCACCACUAAGAAGAACCUGCAGUUUAUUGGGGUGAAUGGAGGGUAUGAAUCCACAUCCUCAGAGGAGAGCAGUAGCGACAGCUCCGAGGAUGAGAGCGACACGAGUGAAUACCACGAGGCCCCUGAGAAGCUUCCGGAGUCUGGGGCCCGUCCACUUCAGCCUGAGGCCACCAGUCCCCCUGAGACGAGCGCUGCCCGAGAGACCGCCCUCCCCGAGCCCCCGCAACAGCUCAGCACUGCCCCAGCGCUAGCCAAUGAGCAGCUGGCUCCCCAGAGCACCGGCACAUCACCUGCCACGGACGCAAACCCUCAACAGACUAUUAGCCAAUCACCAGUCGCGGCUGUGGUGUCCACAGAUGACUGCGCCACUGCCUCUGUGCCAUCUCAUGCCAGUGGCGGCUCUUCUUGCGGCCAGGCAAAGGUCUCUGCCACCGAACAACCCGACGUCCAGCCAGCUCCUCUGUCUGCCUCAGAACAAACUGCUCCCCAAGCCAAACACUCUCACACUGGUGCUGCCCAGUCGGAGGCCCAAGACCUCGCCACUCAAACCACUGCCCCGGCCUCUCAGCAGCAAGCUAGCCAAUCACAAACCACUCACCUUACGCCUCAGCAGGGAGCCAACCAAUCACCAGCCACAGAUUCCAGCUCCCAGCAACCUACAAGCCAAUCCACAGUCGCAGAGCCAGCAUCUGGGAACGUGAGCUCUGCAUCGCCAGCCAGUCAGGAAAGCAAACUGGAACUCAGCGAGAGCCUGAUGACAGCACUUCAUACCUUACAGAAAGCUGUUGGUGAACCGAAUGCCUUCAGCCAGCAGGGGGCGCGGACAGCCUACACCUCAGUGCUCCAGGAGUGGCUGCGCGUGUCGUGCCAUAAAGGAGCGGACACAGCGGUGGUCAGGGCCUACAUGGACACCUUUGCCACCCUCUCACCCCAGCUGCUGGAGUUUGUCAUCAACAUGGCUGACGGAAACGGCAACACUGCCCUGCACUACACUGUCUCUCACUCGAACUUCCCCGUGGUCAAACUACUGUUGGAGACUGGCCUGUGUAAUGCUGACAAGCAGAACAAGGCCGGUUACACGGCCAUCAUGCUGACCGCUCUGGCCGCCUUCAGCUCCGACAGCGACCUGCAGACCGUCCUACAGCUGCUGAGAACAGGGGAUGUCAAUGCCAAAGCCAGCCAGGCGGGUCAGACGGCUCUCAUGCUGGCGGUGAGCCAUGGUCGCGGCGACAUGGUGCGGGCGCUGCUCUCCUGCGGGGCCCAGGUCAAUCUCCGCGACGAUGACGGCUCCACGGCGCUCAUGUGCGCCUGUGAGCACGGCCACGUGGACAUCGUGCGGCAGCUGCUCUCCGUGCCCGGCUGCGACGCUACACUGACCGAUAAUGAUGGCAGCACAGCUCUCUCCAUAGCACUGGAGGCCAGUCAGAAUGACAUCGCUGUGCUUCUUUAUGCCCACCUCAACUUUGCCAAGCCUCCGUCCCCUGUUUCACCAAAGUCCCCACUGUUGGGCUCCUCUCCCCCUACUGGUGAAAUGAAGUAAUGACAGAAGAGAAUGGAUUUGUGUAUUUAACACAACUUACACCACCGUUUCCUCAAGCAUUCCACCACAAUUUUAUGUGUCUGUAUGUGUGUGUGCACAUAUGCAUCUGAGUGUGUCUGCUUCCAAACAGAGCUCAGAGAGAGAGUGGUGUGUGUGUGUGUGUGUGUGUGUGUGUGUGUGUGUGUGUGUACAUAUACCCCUGUGUCUAUAUGUGCAUUUUUGAAUACCCGCAUUUCUCAUGUGUGUGUCUGUGUGCACACAUCAUAUAAUAUGUUUGAUAUUGUGUUGUCUAUAGGACCUAUAUUAUGGAAAUGUGCGCACAUAUGCAAGAACACAAUUGACACAACUCACAUAAGUCUUUUGAAGAAACACAUCUUUUUUGUUUGUAGUGUCAAGGUUAGCUCUCAUUUUCUCAGAUUUGUCGUUUUGUUUGGACAGGUCAUGUGCUAAAACCAUUAGGUUGUGUUUGUUUGUAGCGGCAAUAACAGUCACACUUGAUGGAAUCCAUUCUCACAAGCUAUUCAGCAAUAUUAGUGCACAAACUUAUACCUGUUUGACGUCCACAUCAGAGUGGAGUAGGAGUCUUUCAGGAGCAUUAGAUUAAUGCAUUUUACACCGUUGUAGUCCAUGUUUAAUUUGUAAAAUCAUUUAUUUGUAUCAACCAAUAUGUUUAAUUGAGUGUUUUUCAGUCACAUGGAUGUUGUUGCAUAUGAAAGCAUCAGUUAUUUCAGUGAACUGUCAGGGAGUUCCUGUUUAGUUGUCGAAACCGACAUCAAAGUGUCCUUUUUUUUAAUGCAACUGCCUUGGGUGAACACAGUGGCUCCACUGCAUCCAAACUUACUCAGAUGAACGAAUAUGACCAGCCAUUUCAGCACAAUCCCAAUAUGUCUCCAGAAAGGACCUUUAUUUGUAAUGCUUCGUUUGUACUAUUUUGAUAACAUUUUAAGCCAUUUUGAAAAAGAGUUACAGUUUUAACAGCAACAACACUUUUCUCAAGUCCUCUCCGAUCAUACUGAAUUGCAGUACACUAUGAUUUUAUUGAAUGACAACCUCAAGGAAUUGCCGUAUAGUGUGUUGUUAGGACAGUAAUCCCUUUGCAAACACAGUUGAACCAGCUGCUACCAGAUGGGAAACAGACUGGUGUUUUCAGUGUCAGACAGAUAGUGAGUCAUGCACCAAGCUCCUCUUUUUCCAAUCAUUGUUUAGUAUCUAACUAUCACAAAGUUCCUUGGAUACUAUGGUGUAAAACGUGUUGGAAAUGGUCUUUCCAAAGAUGAAUGUGGUAUUUGUAUUUUUGAUCAAAAAUGCUAAGUGAUACAUCAAAAAAGUUAAAGCGAAAACUUGAUUUAGGGACUGAACCCCUAUUGACUCUAUUGAAGAGACUUAUUUGUCUGCCAUUGACAAGUCCGUGACAACUCAUUUAGGUACUAGGGUAUGAGGUAUGAGGGGUUUUUGCGGGUUGACUUGGUAAUGGAUGGUGAUUUUAGGUCGGGGUAGUUGUUUGGUACUUUGGCCUUUCUGGGCCUCCAUAUGUAUUGGCAGCUCACGGGUCAUCCAUGAGGUGGGAUGUGCUGGAACCAGAAAGUGUAAUCAAAGCCUAAGGAACAAAAUCUAUGAAGUAUGUGAUGGUCCGAAGGAGUGUGAAGUAUACCAAAAAAAUGGAGUAAUAUAUCAUCAGACUAUGAAGAAAAUGAGCAAACAAACAUUAGAGAGAAUUAUUAUUUAGCAAGACAGAAAUUGUUGGAUCCUUCUGGCAACAGAGAUUUAGAGAAAAGUGUAGAGAAAGGAAAAUUGUGUCUAGGUUUUUUGUUAACACACCUAGAUUUUUUCACGUACCUUUAUAUUUUGGACUAAUUGGGUUUUGUAUCAUUUUUUCUACAUGUUUCUUGUAUUUACCUUUAUAUCUUUAUAUCAGUAAUAUUUCUUCACUAUUCUGUAUGUCUGUAUACGUCAUAUUUGCCUUGUUCUAUACCCAUAUGUACUCACAUUGUAUGUUUUGUUUGGAUUUUAUGUUUUUGAAAAUAAACCUAGACCUUUAGAA